Molecule: messenger RNA, 717 nt
Organism: Gastrolobium bilobum
Lineage: Eukaryota; Viridiplantae; Streptophyta; Magnoliopsida; Fabales; Fabaceae
Exons: 3
Coding region: 1-717 (238 amino acids)
Source: RefSeq, a predicted model, not a curated record
AUGGCAAUUGAUACACGUGGUGCACUCGAUAGGGAAGGUUGUUCUGAAUGUAGAUGUGACUUGUUUAAUCUCCCAAAGGACUUUUAUAAUGUCACAAGGGGCACUUAUGGCGAACCAUUGACCAAGGAUUAUAAGGGAGGAAUGUUUUGUUGCCAAGACAAAUUUCAAUGCAAAUUGAGAGAGGGUUUUCAAGGCCCAAGGAGAAACCUUUCCCUAAGAUACAAAAUAAGGUGGGUUGAUUGGGACCAACACCAAAUUCCUGUGAAGAUUUAUGUACUUGAUUCAACCGAUCAGGUGAGAUCAAACGGAUCCAAAGUAGUCCAUGAGUGCCAGGUAGAAUAUACUGUUCCCGCGAAUGGAGGUAAUGACUCUCCUCAUGUCCAGAAAGCAAACAUCCCAAUGCAAAAGGGUGGUUAUCUCAUCUAUGCCAGUGGUCAUAUGCAUUCAGGUGCUAUUAAUGCAACUCUAUACGGACAGGAUGGAAGGACUUUAUGUAUCUCAAAACCAAAAUAUGGAAAGGGUAAGAAAGCAGGAGAUGAGAAAGGUUACGCGGUUGGAAUGUCCGUUUGUUAUCCAAAACCAGGUUCUAUCAAGAUUAAGGAUGGUGAAACUUUGACAUUUGAAUCCAGAUACAAAAGUGGCUUUCGAACAGGAGUUAUGGGACAAUUCAACAUCUAUUUGGCAGAGCGAUUACCGCUAUCGACAAAGACAUCAUAA